Molecule: messenger RNA, 2057 nt
Organism: Dioscorea cayenensis subsp. rotundata (Guinea yam)
Lineage: Eukaryota; Viridiplantae; Streptophyta; Magnoliopsida; Dioscoreales; Dioscoreaceae
Product: cyclin-dependent kinase F-3
Exons: 19
Coding region: 546-1874 (442 amino acids)
Biological process (GO): protein phosphorylation; intracellular signal transduction
Cellular component (GO): nucleus; cytoplasm
Molecular function (GO): protein serine/threonine kinase activity; ATP binding
Source: RefSeq, a predicted model, not a curated record
UCCUUUUUUUUUUAAUUAAUUAUUUUAUUUUAUUUUACUCUUCUUCUCAUAAAUUUCCUCGCUUCUCUCUCUCUCUCUCUCUCUCUCUCUCUCUCUGAAAUUUGAGCGAAAUUUCGUGCUCCAUUGCAUCCAAAGAUCAUCUUCAAUCGCGGUAGUGAUUGUAUCUUCUCAAAAGGGUUUCUUGCAAUCGUUUCUUGAACCAUUGCUUGAAGCCUAAGGUGCAUCUCCUCAACUGCUGCUGUGAUUGUUCCUUGCCUCUAGUAUGGACAGGGUUCAUAAUUCUUUGAAUGUCCAAAAGAAUUUAAGAAGCACCUGAGCUGACACCUGGUUGCUUCUGGCCUUUGGAUGAUAUUAGUCCGUUGCCACUUCUAAAGACUCCAUUUAAGAAUGCCGAUCACAUUCUUGAUGAUUUUUGUGCCCUCUCAAGAUAGCAUUUCUCACGUGAAAAUUAAUGAAAGGCACUACAAAGCCAUUGUGAAGGCUUCUGAUCUUAGAUCUUUAGAAGUACAGUGAAACUGUCGCACUUGCAAGUUACCACUCUCAAAAUGGAAAAGUAUAGACUAAUAAAGGAAAUUGGAGAUGGAACUUGUGGAGUUGUUUACAAAGCACUUGAUCUUCAAACCAAUGAUGUGGUUGCCAUCAAGAAGAUGAAAAGAAAAUAUUUCUUUUGGGAAGAUUGUAUGAAUCUCCGUGAAGUUAAGGCUCUUCGUAGAUUGGACCACUGUAAUAUUGUCAAGUUGAAGGAAAUCGUUAGAGAGAACAAUGAGCUUUUCAUUAUUUUUGAGUACAUGGAGUGUAAUCUAUAUGAAGUCAUGAGAGAACGAGUAACUGUUUUUUCAGAGGAAGAAAUUCGGAACCUUAUGUCUCAAAUGUUGCAAGGGCUUUCGUAUAUGCAUAAAAAUGGUUUUUUUCACCGUGAUUUGAAACCUGAAAACCUUUUGGUGACAAAUGGCAUCAUAAAAAUUGCUGACUUUGGUUUGGUAAGAGAAACUAUGUCAAAGCCUCCAUACACAGAUUAUGUUUCUACACGAUGGUAUCGAGCACCAGAGGUGCUGUUGCAGUCUUCUUCAUAUACAUCUGCAAUUGAUAUGUGGGCUGUUGGUGCGAUUUUGGCUGAGCUUUUCACUUUAUCUCCACUUUUUCCUGGAGAGAGUGAAACAGAUCAAUUACACAAGAUAUGCGCUGUUCUUGGAACACCUGAUGGUAGUAUUUGGCCUGAAGGAAUGAACUUUUUACGUGCAAACCAUUUCAACUUUUUUCAGUUUCCACCAGCUAAUAUCGCUGAUAUUAUUCCAAAUGCUAGUUCAGAAGCAAUUGAUCUGAUUUUGCAACUCUGUUCCUGGGACCCUCUUAGGAGGCCCACAGCAGAGCAGUCUCUGCAGCACCCAUUUUUCCAUGUCAAAACAUGGGUCCCAUAUCCUCUGAAGGAUCCAUAUUAUCCAAGAUUAAAUCAGACAGUCUCAGGAGCAACUCCAAAGUUAGAAUUGAAUCUCUGGGAUUUUGGCGCUGAACCAGAUGAUAGCUUUCUUGGCUUGACUUUGGCUGUGAAGCCUAGUGUUUCUGAUCUAGAUUCUAAGAACCGUGUCUCAGGGCAACCGCAAGAGGAAUUACUGUUUUGCUCCGGUUUUCAGGGCCAAUGUGCACAAUCAUUCUUUUGGCCCCUGAUAUCUCCGGAUCGCAAUGCUAUGAACAAUGCGCAGGUUAAUCCUCCAGUAUCUUCGUCGUACCUCACGAGCAGCCAAGCCAUUCAACCAUCUAUCGGCAUUCCCGAAUCCUCUGGAUAUAGCUUCCCUCAACUGCAGCCGAAGAUGUUCGACUUCGGAUCACUUCUGAACAUAUCCUCACCACUCCAACAAAGAACCUUCUUUGAUUGAAGAUUCAAGACUGCAUUCUCUCAUUUCUAACAAUUUUCUUCUUCUGUUCUUCAGAAAUGUAAAUAUGUUUAAUGGUCUUGUGUUGCUCUUUUUUUUUUUUCUUUUUUAUCUUUUUUUUCAUGUGUGAUAUAAAUUGGGUAAAGUUCAAUUAAGAGAAUUUACUGGAUGAAUAAUGUAAAUUCA